This is a messenger RNA of Cynocephalus volans (Philippine flying lemur), 9792 nucleotides long. RefSeq names its product KIAA1328 ortholog. NCBI's taxonomy places the organism in Eukaryota, Metazoa, Chordata, Mammalia, Dermoptera, Cynocephalidae. The transcript has 11 exons. The coding region runs from base 7 to 1863 and encodes 618 amino acids. The record is from RefSeq and is a predicted model, not a curated record.
UUCAAGAUGGCGGACGUGGCGGGCCCUUCCCGCCCGAGCGCCGCGGCGUUCUGGAGCCGAGACUUUUCUGAUGAAGAACAAUCAGUAGUAUAUGUUCCAGGAAUUUCUACAGAAGGAAAUAUCAGAUCAAGACAGAAGUUGAUGAGUCCCAAAGCUGAUGUUAAAGUUAAGGCUUCCAGGGUAACUGAUGCUUCAAUCUCCAUGGAGUCAUUAAAAGGUGCAGGAGACUCAGUAGAUAGACAGAAUUUCUGCAAGGAGGGAACAAAGAGUGCAUCAUUGAAGGAUUUAUGUCUUGCAGACAAAAGACGCAUUGCAAACUUAAUUAAAGAACUGGCCAGAGUAAGUGAGGAAAAGGAAGUAACAGAAGAACGACUGAAAGCUGAGCAGGAAUCAUUUGAGAAGAAGAUCAGGCAGUUGGAAGAACAGAAUGAAUUGAUCAUCAAAGAAAGGGAAGCUCUUCAGCUCCAGUAUAGAGAAUGCCAAGAACUUCUAAGCCUCUAUCAGAAAUAUCUAUCAGAACAGCAGGAGAAGCUCACCAUGUCUCUCUCAGAACUUGGUGCUGCUAGAAUUCAGGAACAACAGGUAUCCAGUAGGAAAAGCACUAUCCAGUCUUCAUUUAUGGAACUAGAUGGUUCCUACUUGAGUGUAGCCAAACCACAAAUCAGUCAAACCAAGCAAAGACCUAAGUCUGCAAAGCAGGACUCAGCUUCAGAAUCCCUUAUGGAGUUUAGGAAUAAUUCUUCGAAACCAAUAACACUUCAUCAUCCUAAAGAAGGUCUAGACAGGGUGCCCUCAGAGACCAGAACAUGUAAUUAUGAAUCUCCAGGGAGAAAACCAGUGCAUGCAGUCCCAACAGAGAAAGUUCCACCAGAAGAACUGAAGAUGAAGGAAUGUCCACACCUUAAGCCUACUCUGUCUAUUCACUGUUGUGGUCAUAGUCUUUCUGAAAAUGCAGAUCAUGUUCUUAUGAGCCAUCCUACAGACAUAGCCCCUCAAUAUUCCAAGACGGAUCCAGGGUCAUGCAGUUAUUGUGGGCUCUCUUGGGCAUCUCUGUUGCAUGGCGGAGGGGCACUUCAGCCCAGUGUAACUAAUUUCAAAAAGCAACUCUCAGAAGAUAGAAGGCAACAACUGAUGCUUCAGAAAAUGGAGCUGGAAAUUGAAAAGGAGCGCCUUCAGCAUCUGCUGGCUCAGCAGGAGACAAAGCUUCUUCUAAAACAGGAGCAGCUUCACCAGUCUCGACUGGAUUACAAUUGGUUAAGAACUCAAGCUGUAUUUAAGUCAAGAGAACAGGUUGCUGACAAAGAAUUUACUAAACCCCAAGAGCUUGAUCUGGAUAUGAAUGGAAGUGACUCUGGACCAAGUUUAUUAAAGUCAAAAUGCGAUGACUGGCUGCCUGGAGCAUCAUCAUCCCUUAAAAGGUAUCAAGACUCCACAAACAGUGCAGAGAAUAGGAGAGAGAAGAAAACAGUUGAGUUUCAGUUGCGUAUGGAAGAUGGUGCCCUGUGGACAUGUCAAAAGGAAGAUACGCAUAGACCCCAAAGAGGGACAGUGACAGGAGUUAGAAAAGAUGCAUCCACAUCUCCUAUGCCAACAGGAAGCCAAAAGGAGCUUGUAACCACAGCCACAUCAUCAUUCCAACACAACACCUCCCGGUAUGAGACAUCUCUGUUGGAUUUGGUUCAGUCUCUGAGCCCAAAUUCUGCUCCCAAAACUCACUCCCAUCCCUUCAAAGAAGCUGGGGCCUGGAGUCACAGUACUUUCCGACUCAGUCCUCUAAAAUCGACCGGGAAGAAGAUGGGGGCACACAGAACCCCUGAAGACCUGGAGGAGAAUCAAAUUCUGGAAGAUAUAUUUUUCAUUUGACACUGAAGUGCAUGCUGCAAAAUUUCCAUAGGAAAUUUGUGGGUUUCUUUACACACUUUACAUACUGAUCUAGGAUUUUAAAUUAUUUGAUUGCAAAGUAAUUGUGUCUCUCCUUUCACAGGGACUUAUCCCACUAGCAUCCUGUUACAUAUUGAAUAUAGAAAUCAUUCUAACAAACCCAGGGUGUUUUUGAUCAGACCAGUCAGUAGAUAACACACUAAGGGGGGUGUGGGUGGGGGGACAGUAUCUUUUCUAUGCUAAACAGAGACUAGGAAAUUAACCUAAGAUACUUUAUGCAUGGAGGAGACCAUUGCAUAUUUAGCCUCAUUUCAAAAGUGUGUCCUCCAUUUUCUGCUGAAAAAGAUUGGCUCUCUUUUGUAUACAAGGAAGAUCUUUCCACUGAAAGAUCCCUCUAAUUUAAAAGUAGCCCCUUUGUAACAUAAGCAAUUUCAGAAAUACAAACCCUUUCACCUUUCCUUACCCUGUUCCCUCACCACUACCUCUAUUUAAGUGUGGUCAUGUAAUUCUGAAGUCGGGGCUGGUGCCCCUACCAUGAGUCAGUCUCGGUAGUCAUCAGCCUGGCAGCUGCCCAUCCCAUGAUAAAAGGGCUGAGUGGGCUAGAGGGAGGAACCCAACCAAUCUUUGGAAACAGGCAGCAUUAAAUCACAUAAGAGAGUGACUGCCCUAGGAAAAUCUAGUGGAGGCACAAGCCUGAACACUUUUCCUAUCAAUGUUCAGUUGCCCACCCCUCCAGUUACCCAGGAUGAAUAAGAGCAACCUCUAGGUAGUUCUUGUUGACCCAAGUGUCCAGUUUAUUCACCCUGUUUCACAUGCAGUCUUGUGAACUUCCCAUUGUUGUGUCUGGGGAAGAUGCUACUAGAGGGAUUGGGCAUCCAGCUGCUGCAGGCUGAUAGGCAUCCUCCAGCCCUCUCCACUCAUUCCAUGAGGAGGAAAGGCCCUGGGUUGACCAGGUCAUGCAUGUACUGUGCUCAGGACCACUAUCCAUGGCCCCGAAGAACCAUCUUCACUUGCCAGAUUAUGCUUCACCACCCUAAGCAGGGUCUCCCCCACUUCUCCACUGGGCCUCACUUUGACCCAGAGAAAGCCUGUGGAAGAAGUACAGUUAACAUCUCAUUCUCUCUUUUGUCUUCCUAUUCAGCAGAGCUCUUGAGUUGGGUCCAUCAGCUUACAGUGGGCUCUAGCAGCCUCUCAAGCUGAUGGGCAGUAUGAUGAGCCUGGUAGAGCCAAUGAGUUAAAAACUCCCCAGUCAUUGGAAGCAAAGGGAGAAUGUGUUCCCAUGCGUAUGCUGCUUGAUGAUUUUAUUUGAUCUGGAGGGUGUGGCUUUUUUGUUCCCUCUCCCUUUCACCAACCCCAGGCUUACACUGGGAGCAAGAGUCUUUCAGUGUUGGUAGUCAAGGUCAGACCACCCAGGGCAGCCUGCAUGUAGUGAGCCUGCAUGGCUUCCCUGAGUUCUUUAUGUAUCAAAACUAGAUUAUUUCAUCUAGAAAAGCUUUGUUGAGCAGCCCCCUUGUCCAGAUAGAUACAAACUUCAUCGUCUGUUCAGCUGAGCCUGGCCCUAUUGCCUCCACCCAGCCUUCCUUCUCUUGGUCUUUUGUUCUUUGGGGGAGAGAAAAAUGGAACCUACUAAUGUCAUAUUCUUAAUCGAAGUAAAUAGAAGGUCAGGACUAACUAGUUGUAGUCAUUGCUUUGAAAAGUUGAAAAAUCAUUGCAGAUUAUAAUUUCCUUUUAAAGUUCACCCCAGCAAGAGUAAUCAAAUCAGUUUCAUCCAAUUUCAAAAAGCCUUUGGAACAUGGAACUUUCUUUGAUGUGGCAGAAAUGGGCAGAUGGCAAACAGAGCCCUCAGCCACUUUCUCAGUUAAGUUAGUUUUACAGAACUAUCUUUUCCUUGCCCCCUAUGUCCCAAGCAGCGUAAGUGUACGUGACUCCCUAAGCCAGAACCACAUGCACCUGUUCUGGAUAUUAGCGUCCUACUUCUCUCUGGAGUGGGAGGAUGCAGAAGGAUCAAGAAAAUGAUUGUGAUUUCUUUAAGAAGCUUGUUUGCCUUUAGAAGAAUCAUAAGCAGGAUCUAAACUAAAGGCUUCUUGGAGUCACAUGCCACAGAGUGGAAUUUAAUUGCUCCUUUAUCUUCUAAAUGAGCAAUUAGGAAAAGUGAAGAUGGGUUUUCAGCAGAGUAUCACUCAGCAUAUUUUUCAUAUGCCACACUCCCCCUCUAGUUGCCCUGCUCUAGCCUAUAGACCUUUUGUUGGUGCUGGUUUGAGGGCAAUAGGAUGUGAAUUUGUAUAUGAUCUAGGGUCUUUAUUAUUAAUUGAGUAGUAUAAAUUAACAUUUUAAUCUGGUUUUAUUUACUUAGAAUAUAUAUAUAUAUAUGAAUAUAUAUAUAUAUAUAUAUAUAUAUAAGCCUUGAGGCUUAACCUAAUUACAGAAUAUCCCACCAAAAGAGAGGUUCUAGCAUGAAGGAAUCUCUUUCCUGCCUGUGAAGUGCUCCCAUAGUGACUGGUUUGGAUUUGCUUGCCAAAUCUCUAGACACUUCCCCAAAGCAAGACUGUAUACAUAUUGAGGGUGCUGCAGGAAUGCUACAUUGCCCAUCCUGGUACCCACCAUCCUAAAAGAGAAAAACCAAUCAAUGUUUGCAAAAUAGAUAAGACAAAAUAUGUCCAUUGAAAUUCCCUAAGUAAGGCCCAAAGUGCUUGAUUUAGGAAACCCGAGUUUUUCAAGGAAAAGCUUUUGCUGACAGUCACCCUUCCAGGAGGCACAUAUGUGUUUAUCCAAAACUGAUCCCCAUGGUGGGGACUGACUUAGAGCACCCCAGAUGUCAUGGAGGGGAAAUUAUUCCCUUUCUCCUCCUUCAGAGCCACUCUUCACAUGGCCCUGCUUCUAGCACCAGGUUUUAUACUAGAGAUUUGCUGGGCAGAGACUCAAGGAAGGGGAGAGGCCUAAAGGAGCAGAGCUGGGUGAAGUCUGCUAAGGGAGGUAGAAGCUAUGGCAGACUCCUCCUGAUUCAUGCUUUAUCCUCAGCUCAGUGUGUGUUUUUAAUGUGGGCAAAUGUUUAUAUACAUGUGAGAUUUUAAGUUAAUAAAUUAUCUCUGGCUAUUUUCCCCAUGUGGUUUUGAUAUUGAACUGUCCCUCAUCAGAUCAGUGGGGCAUUGCUUGAAAGCAAGAGCAGAGCCCCAGGUUAGCAAAAUGAUAUUUUCCUCAGGGCUUGUUAAAACAACAGGCACAUGUGGUCAGCUGAAAGAAAGGAAAUGGUUUGCCACAUCCUAAUAGGUUAUCCUGGUGUGGCACCAGCUCUUUCACAUCACAUGGACACCAAGCCUCCUCUAGUUUGUGUGGUUGCUGGAAUGAAAUUCCACCUAUGCGCCUACCCACAUAGAUGCUCAGCAAGAAAGAACUAUCAUAGCACUUUGGGCAAGGAAAAAUGGUCCUGCCUAGUUGGCCUUAGGUGCUGGAAAAAUACAGAUGAAGGCUUGAGUGCCUGAAAUGCUCAGUUCUGAGAUCACAUUGGUGGAUUAAAUUAAGCCACCUAGAGACCCUGUCCUGCCCCUGCUUACCAAGCUAGCCUGGCAUCUCCACCUGAAAAAGGAGACUUUGUAGCUGCCCCUCAGAGGCAGAGGUGGCAAGAACAAAAUCAUCCCUCAACCAGCUCUCAAGCUGAAAAUGAGAUCAGCGAAGUUUGCACCAGUUGUCAUAAGGUUACCCUUGAGUUUAGGAACAAAGCUGGAGAUGAGUGGGGUGAAGGUGAUGCCCAUCCACAGAGGAAGCAUGAGCUGGCAGCUAGAGAACCAGUUUCACAGAUUACUGACCAGUUAAAUGGUUUCUCAGAGUUGCUGUUCAAGCAACAGUUCCUAAGCACCUACAAUUCCAUUGCUCCAUUCCAAAGUGGGACCUUCUAACCUCUCAGGCUUCAGGUUUAUGGCUAUUUUUGCCUCUAUGUCCACCUCCACCACACACACACAGAACUGGGGAACCACCUUGUCUUAGUCCAUUUGUGCUGCUACAACAAAAUACCUGAGACUGGGUAAUUUAUAAAGAACAGACAUUAAUUUCUUACAGUUCUGGAAGCUGGGAAGUCCAAGAUCAAGGUAGUGGCAGGUUCAGUUGUCUGGUGAGGCUGCAUCCUCCAGAGGGGCAGAGUGCUGUGUGAUCACAUGGCAGAAGAGCAGGCUAGCAAGCUCCCCAAACACUGCAUGACACCUCUUUAAUACGGGCCUUAACCCCAUUAAUGAAGAAGGAGCCCUCGUGGCCUAAUCACCUUUCAAAGGCCUUUUAAUACCAACUCUUUGGCAACACCUGAAUUUUGGAGGGGGAACACAUUCAAACCAUAGCACACCUAGAAAAUGCUCCUGGCCUAUUCUACCUGCCCUCAACACAAUCUCAUCAUCUUCCAGAGUCACAGAAUUCUAUGGCUUAAGGCCAUAUAAUUUGCACCAUAAAGCCCAUAUAAUUUAUCAUUUUCAUUUUACAGAUGAAAAAAGUUCAGAGAAAAGUGAAUUGCCUGAGGUCCCACAUCCUGUCAGUGGCAGAUCUGGGUGUCAGGCUCAUACCCUCCUCACUACAGCAUGUCACCUGCCUUGAUAAGCUUUUUUUUUUUUUUUCCCUUGGCCAGUACGGGGAUCCAAACCCUUGACCUUGGUGUUAUAACACCAUACUCUACCAAGUGAGCUAACCAGCCAGCCCCCCGAGAUAAGCAUUUUUAAGAUUCUCAACUAGGACUGAGCAUUCUACCACCAUCUCUCAGACAUGAGCCCUCACAGACCACUUGGGCCAAGGUGAGCAAAAAUUGUUUGCUCCUCAGAGGUUCUGUAGGUUAGUAACCCUCCAGGAUUGAGUCCCACCAUCUGGAAUGCUUUCUGUCCAUGGAGGUGGAGGCUAUGCGAAAGCUAUCUGAAGCAACAUUCUUAGUAAAAAGAGACACAUCUCUCCAGGUGGCAUAAAGGGUGUGACUGUCUUCUCAAAAUAAUAGAGCUGUUAUUAAGAGUAGUUAAGACCUCUUCUGCAAAAACAAUGGCCAAAGUAAGGGUGAGGCCUCCCUCAAUUAGAUAGAGGAAGUGGUAGCUAUACUAGUAUAAGUAAACCAGUAGGCUGGUACUUGGAGUCCAGUAGAAAUGACCUAUAGCAUAUGUUGUAAAUGGAGCAACCAACUACUUUGUCCAUCACCUGCCAAAUCCCAAGGCUUGUCUUCAGGUCUUCAUUAGUGCUUUUGGCCAGUUGAGUGUCUUCCUUGGGCCCAGGAUCAUGUUAGAUGGUAUUGACCCCGCUAGGGAAAGUGGUUAACAGCAUGAGCUGUGUAACCAAGUAGACCUUGGUACAAAUCUCAGUUACCCUGCUUAGUAGUUCAAUGAUCUUAGGCAAAAUAUUAACCACACUGAAUUUAAGUUUCUUCAUCUGCAAAAUGGGGGUGAUAAUGCAUCUCUCUCAUAGGGUGGUUGUGAGGAUGAAAUCCAUGAGAUAAUGUAUAUGAAGGGCUAGGUAUAAUAUCUGACAUGUAUAAGUAGGAGUUCCACUAGUAGUAGCUAUCAUUAUCAUUAUUAUUACUCUGAACUUACAAACUAUGAAAUUUUUAAUAACAAUAAAACGAGCCAUUGCAGUAAAUUUUCCAGUGACUGGUAGGAGGCUUAAAUGCUACAGUUUUUGCAAAUUGCUAAGCCGAGUUUACCUAGGCUUUAGGAGAGGAGGAGAAAAAGGAAGAGAGAUUUGACCUAAACUUUGGAAGAGUAUCUCUGCGAUAGGUGAACAGUAGGAAGGGAUUUGUGGAUGUAAAAGUGCAAAAGUUGAGUAUUCAUUAGCAAGAAAACUCAAGAUGUGAUUUGAAAGAAGGGUGAGGAGGUCAUGGCUACGGGAGGUACUAGAAGAGAAGAUGUGGUUUAAUAAGUUGAGAGAAGUAUGUUGGACCCAAAUUGUGGAGAAUGCUAAAUGUCAGGCAAUGAAGUUUUAUCCUUCAAGCAGUGAAAAGCCAUAAAAGAUUUUGAAAUUACUUGUUUAGACAUAUCUAUCUAGCAGUAGUGUCAGGCUGUAUUAGAGGGGACAAGAUAAGGAAGGUAAGGAAAAUAACAUCUACUGAGUGUCUACUGUUAGGUAAGGUCUAUAGAUACACUUUCAUUUAAUCCACAAAGAAACCUUAAAAAGUAGGUGGCAUUAUCCCCAUUUUAUAGAUGAGAAAAUUGAUCUUAGGUUAGGUGUGGUGCCUCAGCCACUAAAUCAUGGAGCUAGUAAGUGGACUGGGAGACUGUAGCUGUCCCAUUCUACAGCCAUGCUCGUUCUACUGUACAAGUUUUCUUCAUGCUACCUUAAGCAGGUGAGACUUUAGUCAGAGAUACCAAUUGUUAUGAAGAUAUUGCCACAGGCCUGGUGUGAGAUUAGAAGUUUGGGGCUCCCUCCCACCCACCCCACCUUACCAGUUGCCUCUUAGUUUUAUACUGAUAGGACUGUGUAGAAGGAUAUGUAUUUGAUAAGCUGCUAUUAUCAGGCUUUCUAAUACUUCAUCCCAAGUCUAGAUCUUGGGAUGAACCACCCAUAAGAGAGUUAAGAGCUAUAGAUCAGACACACCUAGAAUCUGCCUCACAUGCCAGGGACUGAGUUGGAGAGAAUGACUUCAACUGCAGCAUUUAUAUCAACUUUGCUCAAUUGAAUGUGUGCACCAAACAAAGUCAGAAUCACACUGACUGAUGAGAUGAAUAACAGGGCAUUGUGGAAGAAGUAAUGAGCAAGGGAUGGGAAAAGAGGUCAUAAAUUGCUCCAGUGGACCUCCCUUAAUGUAAACAUAAUGAGAGUUGAUAAGGUGUUGAACCCCAAUAGUGGCAAUGACAGCAAUGAAGGGAAGGAUUUUAGAGACAAGUAAGAAGUGUCCCCAGGCCCCCAUACAGUGCUGGUGGGAAUGUAAAAUGUGCAGCAACUUUGGAAAAUAGUCUAGCAGUUCCAGAAAAUUUUAAGUAGAGUUAAUUUAUGACCUAGUAAUUCUCCUAGAUAUAUACCUAAAAGAAAUGAAAAGAUACAUCCAUACAAAAAAUUUUGCAUGGAAAAUUUCUAUCACCUGGUAAAUGGAUAAAAAAAAUGUGAUACAUCCAUACAAUGGAAUGUUAUUUGGUAAUCAAAAGGAACGAAGUACAUGCUAUAACAUGGAUGAACCUUAAAAAAAUUAUGCUAAGUGAAAGAAGCCAGUCACAAGAGACCACAUAUUGUGUGAUUUCAUUCAUAUGACAUGUCCAGAUAGGCCAAUCUAGAAAGUUAAUUAAUGGUUGCCUAGGGCUGGGGGAAUGGAGGGCCACUGCUUCGGGGUAUAGGGUUUCUCUUUGGGGGUAACAAAAAUGUUCCAAAAUGCAUUGUAAUGGUUGCAUAACUGUGAAAAUACUAAAGACCACUGAACUGUACACUCUCAACUGGUAUAUUAUACACUAUGUGAGUUAUAUCUUAUAAAGCUGUUACAAAAGAAAAAGAUGACGACUGCAUGUCCAUGGGCCUUGGUUGCUGACUAGCCAGUAGUGCUGCAAAGUCAGGAGUAAAAUCUUGAUCAGUGUCUCUCUAAACUGGACUUGGAGGAAAGCCAGUUUGUGAAGUGUUAAGGUGGACUGAGUCAAAGACUGGUCACCUCAAAUCUGGCUAUAAAAGGAAGGAGAGAGCCAGAAUUGGGGGGUAGAAGGGAUAAAAAGUCAGGUGGAAGUCUGGGCUCUCUACAGGGCAUUUUUCAAGUUGGGGGCCCUACACUUGAUUGAAGUACCCUGAUUCCCAGCCUGGGUCCCCAGAAUCCUAAAGACCAGAAGGUGUUACUAGUAAUCCAUGAACAAUUUUCCUUAUUUCAGAAAGACUAAUGGAAAUCUUACGUGUCUGUAGAUGAAUGCUGUACAGGCCAUCCAUAAUAUCACUUCUUUACUUUGAACUGGAAAUCACUACCUCAAGUUGUGAUAACCUUGGUUA